AUGUCAUUUGCUGAUAGUUUUUGGACCCCAGAUUACAUCCAGGGGUUUCAAACCCUCUUUACCCAAUUGAACGAGGGUGUUCAGGAAAACGAAGACCACAUUAAACUUUUUAGUAAAAGAAUGGAGCUGGAACAACUUUAUGGCUCGUCAUUACAGGCUCUUGCCUCCGACACGAACUUGAAACCUACAAGCAAACGAUAUUUCAAUGACGAUUAUGUCUCCACUAUCAAAAAUUCAUAUGGAGAAUUGAAAGAGAAUUUUGCCAAGCAGGGCCAGUACCAUCUUAAUGUUGCAGAAACUAUUGAUGUUACAGUGCUUCAGCCAUUUGAGAAAUGGAGCGGCGAGCAUGAAGAAAGAGUCGCCUACUCUGUCAGCACUGUUAAUGAUGAAUACAAGAAAUUAAAGGCUCAGCAAUUUCAAGUUGAAAAGAUCCAAAAAAAGUAUUUCAACAAGUGCAGAAUGGUGGAGGAGUUUAAAAGCCAAUAUCUGGAACAAGAAUUGCAAGAAGAAUUGAAUGAUGUAGCUUUCCAAAAGAAAAUUUCGGAGAACAAUGCAUCUAACGGGGGUGCAGAAGAACAAGAACAAAAACAAAAAGAGCCAUUGUAUGAGUUUGCACAUGCCGAGAUUGACCACCACAAAAUUGAGCAGUUGUUAUGUGCCAUGUUGAACUCUGUACCACGAGUUUCCCACAAAGUUGCCAUACUUGGUACGUACCACAAUGUCUCUACUGGUAGUGCAAUUACGCAAUGGGCAUUGGACAAUGUUGCUGAACUUGACAAGAAUUUGGAAAAGGCUGAAAAAUUUGGACAGGAUUUGAUAAAGAAUGAGUUUAUCCGAAUAGUUGGCUCAAUGGGCAAAUCAUUCAUCAAUUCAUCUCAGUUUUACUAUCAAUGGAAACCAAAAGCAUUUGAAAUAGCCAAAGUAUCACCAGGUGUCGAGAAUGAAGCUAGUGGUAAUAAUAAUAACAAGUCUUUUUCAAGUUUUGGGCAGUUCAAUCUCGAUGAUAUGAAAGAUGCCAUUGGCGUUGGCGGAGUAGACUACAAGGACAUUUCACAGUAUCCGAAAUUGGUCAAGGAUGUAGAACUCCUCAACAAUCAAUACUACGAGAAAGUAGCAGAGUUGGAUGUCACAAGAUGCAGGUUCGAGGAGUUGGUUAUGGACCACCUCACGUUUAUGCAAAAGUGCGAACUCGAUAGAUUAAGAGCCAUAAAAAAAGUCACUUUUGAUUUUAUCGCUAGCUUCAAAUACAAACACAAUCACUUACAAACAGUUUUCCGCGACUUGGACUUGAUUGAGGAGACUAUUAAUCCAAUUAAUGACUUGAAGUUUCUUGUUGAAAAUUAUGCCACUGGCCAUUUCCGUCCACAGGUGACUUUAUACGACAACUAUUAUGAGUCCAACAUCAAGCAAACAUUUGGUGUUGACUUGAAUGUGAAAUCGAGACUUGAUAAAAAGGUCGUUCCCAUCUUGAUCCAAUGCAUAUUGAGCCAUUUGGACAAUAUAUAUCCAGAUUUGAAAGAUGACGAGGAAAGGAUCAAUAUCUGGACGCAACCUAUACAUUUAUCGGAAGUACACAAAUUGAGAUUAUUGCUUAAUGGUGUCGAUGACCCUGUUCAGAUCAACAAGAUACUCAUGCAGACACCUCCCAUUGUUGUAACAAAUGUUCUCAAGUUGUACUUUAUGGAAUUACCCGACUCCAUUAUCCCAAGCAACUUUUACGAUGUAAUUAAACUUGUUUACAUUAAUAAUCAAGAUGACUCGCAGCGCGAUUCUCGAAUCAAUGGUUUGCAAAAUGUUUUGGCAGAGACAUUUAAAUCCAAUUUGGCCACGUUAGAUGCGUUGCUUACACAUCUAAAAAGACUUAUUCAAAUUAUUGGCUCAAAGGACAAGACAGCAGCAAAGAAUUUACAAGGCGGACUAUGCAACGAGUUUGGCAAAUUGGUGAUACGACCAAGACCUGCAACUGAUCUUUUCCCAGAUAGCAACCAUCGUCAGAACAUGAAUGAUAAGCAUGCUGUUAUGAUCAUACAGGAUCUCUUUAGGUAUAAGGAUCAGAUAUUCAAUGAGUUGAAACGAAAAAGCUCGAAAGCAAAAAGCAAUGGCUCAUCAUCAUCUUCUUCAUCAUCCUCAUCGAUAUUGCACCGUGCCUCUAGUGGUAGUUCGUCUGCCAGUGCUAGUGUGAGUCGUGAGGCAUCUGCUACAUCUAGCAGACAGAGGACUGCAACUGGAGAUCUUGCUUCUACAACAAGUGUACAUGCACACCAGCCACUUACACCUGGGGAAAAUCUUGCUGCAAAAUCCAAGUCGAGGUUAGAAUCUAGAUUGAAGAAUGCAGUGAAGCAAAGAGAUCUAGCAUCAAAACCAUUAGAAAGCAAAGAUGAUGGUGAUGUUGAUCAUAAUAACAAUAAUAAUGAUAAUGAUGAUGUUGAGAAGAAACCAAGAAAAGAGGAAGAAGAAGAAGAAGAAGAACAAAAGCAAGAAGUGAAGAAAAAGAAGGAAGACAAUAAAAAAGACAAGCCAUUGCCUGAUCCUACUUAUGUCGAGGCACCUUCAACCCCACCACAACCGGUAUCUUCUAUGUCGACACCUUCCAAAUCGCCAAUUUCUUUAAAACGCUCAACUUCACCCAAAAAGAAAAGGUUAAGUAGUAUGUUGCUCGAUGAAAUGGGAAACUAG
Messenger RNA from Lodderomyces elongisporus, 2676 nucleotides. RefSeq lists its product as uncharacterized. NCBI's taxonomy places the organism in Eukaryota, Fungi, Ascomycota, Pichiomycetes, Serinales, Debaryomycetaceae. Gene Ontology annotation, biological process: small GTPase-mediated signal transduction. The record is from RefSeq and is a predicted model, not a curated record. The transcript has a single exon. Bases 1 to 2676 code for a protein of 891 amino acids. Gene Ontology annotation, molecular function: GTPase activator activity. Gene Ontology annotation, cellular component: cytoplasm; plasma membrane; division septum.